Messenger RNA from Mesoplodon densirostris (Blainville's beaked whale), 2083 nucleotides. It is a transcript of the gene ZNF76, whose product is annotated as zinc finger protein 76. Gene Ontology annotation, cellular component: nucleus. Gene Ontology annotation, biological process: regulation of transcription by RNA polymerase II; central nervous system development. The transcript is spliced from 14 exons. NCBI's taxonomy places the organism in Eukaryota, Metazoa, Chordata, Mammalia, Artiodactyla, Ziphiidae. Gene Ontology annotation, molecular function: RNA polymerase II cis-regulatory region sequence-specific DNA binding; DNA-binding transcription factor activity, RNA polymerase II-specific. The record is from RefSeq and is a predicted model, not a curated record. Bases 205 to 1944 code for a protein of 579 amino acids.
UGCGCGCGGGCGGGCGGGCUAUGGCGCAGGCGGGUUGCGGAGCCGGCGCUGGUGGCGGGGCCCGUUGCAUGGCGGUCUGUCGGCGGAGUCGCCCUCGGGGGCUGUCAGAUUUGUGACGCCAAAGGAAAUCUCUCACCUCAGCUGUGGCUCUCAGUGCUGGGAAGAAUACAACUUCAUGUCUGAGUGUACGAGCAGGAGUUUGCCAUGGAGAGCUUGGGGCUGCAGACGGUGACCCUCAGUGAUGGGACGACGGCCUACGUCCAGCAAGCUAUCAAAGGAGAGAAGCUUCUUGAAGGGCAAGUGAUCCAGCUCGAGGACGGGACCACUGCAUACAUUCACCAAGUGACAGUGCAGAAAGAACCUCUUUCCUUUGAGGAUGGACAGCCCGUGCAGCUGGAAGAUGGCAGCAUGGCCUACAUACACCGCACACCCAAAGAGGGCUAUGACCCCAGUGCCCUGGAAGCUGUCCAGCUGGAAGAUGGCUCCACUGCCUACAUUCACCACCCCGUGGCUGUGCCAUCCGACAGCACCAUCCUGGCCGUGCAGACAGAGGUGGGCUUGGAGGACCUGGCCACAGAGGAUGAUGAGGGCUUCAGCGCGGACACAGUGGUGGCCCUGGAGCAGUACGCCAGCAAGGUUCUGCAUGACAGCCAGGCUCCGCAUAAUGGCAAAGGACAGCAGGUUGGGGACAGAGCAUUCCGCUGCGGCUACAAGGGCUGUGGGCGUCUCUAUACCACCGCUCAUCACUUAAAGGUACAUGAGAGAGCUCAUACAGGUGACCGUCCAUACAGGUGUGAUUUCCCCAGCUGUGGAAAGGCCUUUGCCACAGGAUAUGGGCUGAAAAGCCACGUGCGCACCCACACUGGUGAGAAGCCAUACAAGUGCCCAGAGGAGCUGUGCAGCAAGGCCUUCAAGACCUCCGGAGACCUGCAGAAGCACGUCCGGACCCACACCGGUGAACGCCCCUUCCGGUGCCCCUUUGAGGGCUGUGGCCGCUCCUUCACCACGUCUAACAUCCGCAAGGUACAUGUGCGCACCCACACGGGCGAGCGGCCCUACACCUGCCCCGAGCCCCACUGUGGCCGUGGCUUCACCAGUGCCACCAACUACAAGAAUCACGUGCGCAUCCACACAGGGGAGAAGCCAUACGUUUGCACGGUGCCAGGCUGCGGGAAGCGCUUCACCGAGUACUCAAGCCUGUAUAAGCACCAUGUGGUGCACACACACUGCAAGCCCUACACCUGCAGCACCUGCGGCAAGACCUACCGGCAGACCUCUACCCUGGCCAUGCACAAGCGCAGCGCCCAUGGCGAGCUGGAGGCCACGGAGGAGAGCGAGCAGGCCCUUUAUGAGCAACAGCAGCUCGAGGGUGUCAGCCUGGGCUCUCCUCUCCCAGCCGCCUCUGCAGCCGAGGAGAACCCGCUACCCAAACGACCCCGCAUUGCUUACCUGUCGGAGGUGAAAGAAGAGGGUGAUGACAUCCCUGCCCAAGUGGCUAUGGUGGCCGAGGAAGAUGGGGCCCCCCAGGUGGCUCUGAUCACUCAGGAUGGUGCCCAGCAGGUCAGCCUGUCACCAGAAGACCUGCAGGCACUGGGGAGUGCCAUCAGUAUGGUGACCCAGCACGGCAGUACCACCCUUACCAUCCCUAGUCAUGAUGAUGACCUUGCUACAUCUGGCACACACACAGUCACCAUGGUCAGCGCCGAUGGCACCCAGACGCAGCCCGUCACAAUCAUUACCUCUGGGACUGUGGUGGCUGAGGACUCAAGUGUAGCAUCCCUUCAUCAUCAACAGGUGGCGCUGUUAGCCACAGCCAACGGAACUCACAUUGCGGUGCAGCUGGAGGAGCAGCAGACCUUAGAGGAGGCCAUCAGCGUCGCCACUGCUGCCAUGCAGCAGGGGACUGUGACCCUGGAGACCACAGAUUCGGAGAGCGGCUGCUGAGCCCGAGAGGGCUGGGUCCCACACCAUGUUGGAAGAGGUGCCAUGCCGUACAGGCAUCCUUGCCUCCAAGGGCCCAGGCUGUGGUUGACACGUGGAAGGCGGCCACACAGGUCUCUAGGGCAAGAAGGCAGCAGGAAAA